AUGUCUAAUGAAGGGAAUGAAACUGUGAAAGUGCAAGCAGAGGGCAGCUCUACAUAUGUUUCCGUCAGCGUACAAGAGGCAGCUGUUGCCGCUACAUCAUCGGAAUCAUAUUCUUCAAAAACUACAACAUCAUCGAAUGUUAACAUGUCUGAAGAAGAAAAGGCAAAACUUAUGGCAGAUAUUGACAGAAUCAGACAAGCAGCUAAAAGUUCUUCUACAAGUUCUUCUUCAUCAAGUCAUUCCGUUUAUGUUCAAGGCGAAAGCACUCGUACAUCAAGUUCAUCUGCAUCUGGCGGAGUUCAGGAAAGCCAGACAGUCUACAGCCAAAAGGGAUAUUCUGGCGCUUCCCAGAAAGCAGAAAGCCGUGAUGGUGAUGAUGUUCAAGUUACAUCAUCUGCUGUAUACCACGGAGAAUCUUCUCAGGCAUCAAUGGUUAACAACAAUGGUGUCGUAGAUAUUCAAGGAGAGCAUGUUUCUGUUACAGGCGUACGCGAAGGUGAUCAAAUUUCAAUUUCGGGCGAACGCGUUGUUUAUGGCACACCAGAAGGUGGAAUCCAGAUUGAAAAGGCUGAGAUUACAGAAACUGGUAAAAUACUUGACCAAUCAAACGGAUCAUCUGGUUUAUUGGCUGCCGAUUCAUCUAAAUCAGCCGCAUUAUCAGAAAAAUCCGUAGCAUCUUCAUCAGUUUCAUCCUCCUCUGUAUCAAUGAAAGCAGCAUCUUCAACAUCAGUUUCUUCAUCAUCUGUCUCAAAGAAGUCUGUCUCUUCUACAUCAGUUUCUUCAUCAUCUGUCUCAAAGAAGUCUGUCUCUUCUACAUCAGUUUCUUCAUCAUCUGUCUCAAAGAAGUCUGUCUCUUCUACAUCAGUUUCUUCAUCAUCUGUCUCAAAGAAGUCUGUCUCUUCUACAUCAGUUUCUUCAUCAUCUGUCUCAAAGAAGUCUGUUUCAUCUUCUUCAGUUUCUUCAUCAUCUGUCUCAAAGAAGUCUGUUUCAUCUUCUUCAGUUUCUUCAUCAUCUGUCUCAAAGAAGUCUGUUUCAUCUUCUUCAGUUUCUGCUGCAUCAAUUUCUUCAUCACAGCGUUCUUCUGCUGCUUUAACUUCAAAGUCAUCAAAAUCAGCAGCAUUGACUGAGGAAUCAGCUGCAUCAUCACAAGCUGUUUCAUCAGGAAAUAAAGAUGAAAACGAAGAGGAAGAUGAAAUAACGGUUGUCCAAACAAGAGAUAUCAACUUAGAAGAUGGCGAAGAAGCAAGAGAUGUCUUUGUAUCUGAGAAAUACUCUGUCUCUCGUACUGGAAAUGCUUGCUUAUGCAAUUGGCUUAUCAUUAUUGCAAUUAUCAUCUUAAUUAUUGACGCAAUUAGGAUUUUCAGCAGAAAAGACGUAAAUAAGAAAUAA
This is a messenger RNA of Trichomonas vaginalis G3, 1389 nucleotides long. RefSeq lists its product as uncharacterized. The record is from RefSeq and is a predicted model, not a curated record. NCBI's taxonomy places the organism in Eukaryota, Parabasalia, Trichomonadida, Trichomonadidae. The coding region runs from base 1 to 1389 and encodes 462 amino acids. The transcript has a single exon.